CUCACAACAUCAUUUGGUUUCCUGGCUCGACCAAGAGAAUUCUGACUUGGUUAAAAGUGGCACAGGACAGGCCUUAUACUUAAUUGGAUUUUCUACAACAACCAACCAGGAAGAAGCACCGGUUCUGUGCUGACAACAAAGUUCUGAGUUACCAUGGCAACCGAAGUGCGGUACUUUGGGGCCUGGGACUACGUGGUGUUCGCCGUCAUGCUGUGCAUCUCGGCAGGGAUAGGACUCUACUACGCAUGCACGAGAGGGAAGCAACGCACGCAAAAGGAGUUCCUCAUGGCAGACAAGUCUAUGUCCAUAGUGCCGGUGACCAUGUCCCUGCUAGCCUCGUUCAUCUCCGCCAUCACGGUGCUGGGGACCCCUGCAGAGGUGUACAAUAACGGCACCAUGUUCUGGAACUUCGCAGUGGCAGACGGCAUAGCCAUGGUGGUGGUAGCGAGGCUAUUCGUGCCGACUUUCUACAACCUGGGGCUGACAAGCACGUACGAGUAUUUAGAAAUACGCUUCUCCAAGCCUGUUCGCUUACUUACUACUGUAGUAUUCAUGGUGAACAUGCUGGUGUACAUGGGUCUUGUCUUAUACACACCCUCGUUGGCUCUCAACGCGGUAACCGGUCUUACACUUUGGGGUGCCGUUGCCGCAGUUGGCGUGGUGUGUACAUUCUACACGACUUUGGGUGGUAUGAAAGCUGUGAUGUGGACGGACACGUUCCAGAUAGUUGUGAUGGUGGCAGGUUUCCUGGCUGUCAUCAUACAGGGGACCAUAGAGGUGGGGGGACCUGCUCGCGUCUGGGAGAUCAACGGGCAAGGAGAGAGACUGGAGUUCUUCAACUUUGACCCAGACCCGAGGAUUCGACACUCUUCAUGGGGGAUUAAUGUAGGCGGUAUCUUCAUCUGGGCGUCCGUGUAUGGGGUAAACCAGGCACAGGUACAGCGGUAUCUCAGCUGCCCUUCCGUCAAGCAAGCACAGCGCGCCCUCUACUGGAACAUCUUGGGACUGGUGAUACUCAUCUCCUUUGCUGUUGUAAGUGGGAUGGUGAUGUACGCUCGGUACUUCAUGUGUGAUCCUAAGACGAUUGGAGCUAUUGAUAACUCAGACCAGAUGAUGCCGUAUUUUGUAAUGGACAUCCUUGGUAAGUACCCGGGUAUGCCGGGUCUCUUCACUUCGUGCGUGUUCAGCGGGGCCCUCAGCACCAUGUCUUCGGGCCUGAACGCGCUUGCCGCCGUAGCGCUGGAGGACUUCGUCAAGCCCUGCUUCCCCAACUUCAGCGACGAGAAAUACACAUGGAUAUCUAAAGCGCUAGCCAUGUUUUUCGGAGGCUUGAUGAUCCUAAUGGCGUACGUCGCCUCAUUUUUGGGCUCGGUGGUCCAAGCAGCGCUCAGUCUGUUCGGAAUGGUGGGAGGGCCGAUGCUCGGCAUCUUUGUUCUCGGCAUGAUGUUUCCAUGUGCCAACAAAUGGGGAGGGCUUGUAGGCCUUUUAAGCAGCCUGUUUCUCACCUUGUGGGUCGGGAUGGGUGCGAUCGUCUGGCCGAGGGCUCGGUGGAUGCCGCCGGUCUCGAUUGAAGGAUGUCCCGUAGAUUUUCCCGCUAAUGGCACCGCAAACUUCACCACCAUCUCGACCAUGUCUACAAGUAUGGCAGAGUAUAGUAUCACCACUCCAGCUGUGGACAACGGGUACCCUCCUGAAGCAGCGUUGUACGAACUGUCGUACGUCUGGUAUGGCGCUCUGGCAACGGUCACCUGUGUCGUCGUAGGGCUUCUAGUGAGUUUUGCAACAGGUACACAGGAUCCAAAGGAGAUGGACCCCAAGUUGUUCAUACCGUUCUACGAUCGGUUCUUCUGCUGCCUGCCGAACAGCUGGCUGAAGUGGCUGCGCUGUGGGGUGCCGAGUGGAGAUGAGGACAGCGAAGCGAUAGAUGUUAAGAUGUCCAACGCUGCAAGCAAUCCGACAUUUUUACCGGAUGACGAAGAGACCAAGCAGAAUGGAGAACCGACUUUUACUAAAGGCCACGGAGCAGACAUAGUGGAAAAUGUCACCAGUUUGUAGGAUUUCCUGUUACAUACUAGUGACAGUGAUUAUGGAAAUGUGACUUCAGCAAUUGGUGAAACGUACUAGGAAGUUUAUAUCACCCACCGUCCUGUUAAAUGAUGGCCGGAGUGACCCGAUGGACACUGCCCCAUUCAUACUCCGCAAAGUAAAAAGGUUUUCCGACUUCGUCCAGUGAAACGGUUUGGUUCAGUGAUUCAAUGUGGACAGUGAGCGAAAUGUUAAGAUGUCAACGUUUGACUUAUUGCUGACGAAACGUAUACUCAAGAUCACACGUCAAUAAGGUCACGAAUUUGUAACUCUCGCAAGCUUGCGUUCGGAAAUAAUUUUCCGUUAGUGAUCCUGAAGAAGGCGACAGUGGUCGUUAAAUUUUGGUUCGUUUAUACCUUUGUGUUGACAGAAAGUUAAACAUUGUAAUAUGAUUGCUACCAACAAAGGUGAGCUUCUAAAAUACCUAUGGUCGGUAUUGUAGAGCAGUGAACACUAAUCGAAAUUUGUAUUGGCGACAAUGUACAAAUAGGCAAGUUUAGGGUGUCAUAAUCUCAUCCGCGAAAAUUCCAGGUCAUAGGAACUCACCCAACACAGCAGCCCGCUAUGUCAAGUGUCCAAAAGUCCGGUUUUUAAACAUUCCGGCCAGCGGAACUUCCCGCAGCCUUCAAGUAUACCGCCAUCACGUGACCUCAAUUUAGGGACUGACCACUUCAAAUUAGGGGUCAGCGCAGGCCUAAAAAUGAACCAAAACCUUGUUUUUUUGCCUGAUCUGAACGUAUCCGAUCUGAACACUGUCUCACCAAUAAGAAACAUUUCUUACCUUUUCCUGCUAAUAGUCGAAAAUAGGCUAAAAUACUGUAUGGACUCAUUUUGGGCCUUCUGCGGCUGCGUCAAUUAAGGUCAUUGCCCUGUAUACACA
This is a messenger RNA of Branchiostoma floridae (Florida lancelet), 2965 nucleotides long. RefSeq names its product sodium-coupled monocarboxylate transporter 1-like. Lineage: Eukaryota; Metazoa; Chordata; Leptocardii; Amphioxiformes; Branchiostomatidae. Gene Ontology annotation, biological process: sodium ion transport; transmembrane transport. Bases 154 to 2055 code for a protein of 633 amino acids. The record is from RefSeq and is a predicted model, not a curated record. Gene Ontology annotation, molecular function: symporter activity. The transcript has 15 exons. Gene Ontology annotation, cellular component: membrane.